Chlamydomonas reinhardtii is the source of this 1033-nucleotide messenger RNA. RefSeq lists its product as uncharacterized. The coding region runs from base 148 to 807 and encodes 219 amino acids. NCBI's taxonomy places the organism in Eukaryota, Viridiplantae, Chlorophyta, Chlorophyceae, Chlamydomonadales, Chlamydomonadaceae. The transcript has 4 exons. The record is from RefSeq and is a predicted model, not a curated record.
GAGCAAUAAGUGAGCUCAGUAGGGGGGGGGGCGGGGGUGAGCUCAGUGACAAUGACAUCGAAGCACUGGCAGCCGCGAGCCAGGACAGCGCGGCGGCGGCGCCAGAAGCGGGGCCGAUUCCAUAUGAGUAUGGGCCACUGGCGGCACAUGUCAGGCCUGGAACGACUCCAGCCAAACCGCCCACAGCUUUCGCCAGCCCUGCAGGCGUACGUCGGCGGCAUCCCCACGGCGGCGACCGCGUCGGCGGCCCGGUUUGAAGAGCGCCUGCGCUACCUCUUCGCCAGUGGGGCGGCAGGGCAGGCGGCGGGGCAGGAGGCGGGGCAGGCGGAGGCGGCGGGGCCGGCAGAGGCGGGGCCCCGGGGCGCGGUGCACGUGCUGUGGCACUACCACUUCUCCGCCUUCCGCCGAAAGCGCUGGGCUGCGUUCAUCCAGCGCGACCGCGCGCUCCACCGCGUCGCCAAGCAGCUCACGGGCGGCAGGCCCAAGGAGGAGGUGGUGGUGGGGGGCGGGCGCGCGCCGACGGGGCGGCUCAUCAAGCUGCUCCGUGAGCGCUACGCCAAGCAUGUGUUCAUCAUCGAUGAAUACAAGACCUCCAAGGAGAUGGCCAUCAAGCGGCUUGGGGGGCUGAAGGAGGGGCAGCGGCCCUGGUCGGUCAAAGUCUGCAACGACUGCUUGACGACCUGGAACCGCGACGUCUCCGCCGCCAACGUGAUCCGUGUGCUCCUCCUGCUGAAGCUGAUGGGCUUCGAGCGGCCGACCAAGCUGCAGCGGCCGCCAUGGCCGCCGGCGGCGGCGGGGCCGGGCUGAGAGCCUGAACGGCGCUAGCAGGGCGUGGGGCUGAGGGUGCACGUGUCGAUUGGCGGCGAGUGACGUGACUAGUUUGUUAGCUGCGGGUUAGCACGGACUGUGCACCCCACCCAACCGGCCACGUCCGGAUUUGCGGGGAUGCCAAAGGCCCCCAACAUAGAGGCGUGUGCAAUUUGCGUGUGCUUAGUAGGCGCCCGCGUCAAGGUGGCUGGGUUGAUAACGACCC